Messenger RNA from Ruditapes philippinarum (Manila clam), 1130 nucleotides. RefSeq lists its product as uncharacterized. The transcript has 6 exons. The coding region runs from base 159 to 806 and encodes 215 amino acids. The record is from RefSeq and is a predicted model, not a curated record. NCBI's taxonomy places the organism in Eukaryota, Metazoa, Mollusca, Bivalvia, Venerida, Veneridae.
UUUAAUAUUUUUCGCUUUUCAUUGCACCAUUGAAAUACUAACUAUAAACACUGUUUUGGAUAUAUUUCAGACUGAUUUCAAAAUAAACACACCAGGCUAAUCUUGGUUAAUAAUUGUAUACUUUGUAUUGUUUUGGAACAAAACUUUUGGAUUGCACGAUGUCAAUAUCUUACAGAUGUCUAUUUAUACAGAGUUUGAUUUUGUGUUUUUCAAUCGUACAAGUGUAUUCAAGCUGUAAACAAAGAUGUAAACUGGGAUUAGAAAGAAUCGGAUAUCAAACAUGUCCAUUUGGAACUGGCUGUAAAGAAAGUAAAAGCGGUGUUGACCGGUGUUACGAGACUUUACCAGCAACCAAAGUGCCAUAUUCUGUACUUAAAGAGUCCACAAUCACAGUUUCUUCAACGUUAACUUAUGGGGGUGUAACUAAUGUAAAGGAGAAUAUAUUCAGUGCUGACAUAUCUGAAAUAAGAUAUCCAUGUUUUCAUUCCCUAUCGGAAGAGUUUCCAUUUGUGGAGGUUCAAUUAACAAAACCAAUCGUCGUUGACAGUAUGUACCUACGAGGAAGAUUUGAUGGUCAGAUGUUUCAAGUUCCAAAAAACCUGAAGAAUCUUGAAAUUGCAUUUAACGGUAUAAAGCUACCACAAAGCGCAUAUUCGUUCGACGCUAGUAAAAAUAUUGUGGCUGUAAAAGGUAGCCAACUGGAGGUGAAAAAUGUUAAAAUCACUCGUCCAAAACCACCAAAUGUACCUGAAUGGUUUAUCACGAUAUGUGACAUGGAAAUUUAUGCUUCAGGUGGUUUUACAUAGAAAGGAGGGUACACGAAUAUAAACAAUUGGAAACGCAAUCUUCUACAGUAUUUCUUUCGUCACUUUCGAUAAAUAGAUAAUACUAAUAUACACUUAAAAUAAAUUAGGACAAACAAAUACAAUGUUGUCGAAAACAUUUAAUAUGGAUGUAUUCAAUGUCCUUUUUCCUUUUUUGUAAAGUUUUUUUAUUGCUAUAUAUUGCAUAAUAUCUUAUAUUGUAAGCCAAAUGUUAAUUCUGUAAACACACUUCGAAUGACAAUGUUUGCUACAUUUUCUAAACGAACAUUCCAUUUGUAUACCACCAUCGAGAUCACCAUACAAAAG